This is a messenger RNA of Drosophila hydei, 3443 nucleotides long. It is a transcript of the gene Oga, whose product is annotated as protein O-GlcNAcase. Gene Ontology annotation, molecular function: beta-N-acetylglucosaminidase activity. The transcript has 6 exons. The record is from RefSeq and is a predicted model, not a curated record. The coding region runs from base 165 to 3179 and encodes 1004 amino acids. Gene Ontology annotation, biological process: glycoprotein metabolic process. NCBI's taxonomy places the organism in Eukaryota, Metazoa, Arthropoda, Insecta, Diptera, Drosophilidae.
CAAAUUAUAAAUCGAUGCUCGUCGAUGCUUUGUUUUUUGCUCGAAUAUUUGCAUAUGCGAAAUUCGGUCACACUCAUUAAAGGCCACUAAUACGUUUGCCGCAUUUGCUCUUGUGUUCUGAAAUUAAUAACCAUUUAGCUCGCAUCUAUCCUGAUUCUGUGAAAAUGGAAGACGGUCACAUGAGGGAAAAAUGUGAAACUUUGGAGCACGCAACUGAAGAUCUUCCACGACAAUUCAUAUGCGGUGUAAUCGAAGGUUUUUAUGGGCGACCAUGGACAACCGAACAGCGAAAAGAUUUGUUUCGCAAAUUAAAAAAACUGGGAAUGGAUUCGUAUAUGUACGCACCGAAAGACGAUUACAAGCACCGUGCCUACUGGCGUGAGCUCUACACUGUCGAGGAGGCAGAUCACUUAUCAAGUCUGAUUACAUCUGCAAAAGAAGCGGGUAUUGUAUUCUACUAUGCUUUGUCGCCAGGUCUGGAUAUGACGUAUAGCAGCCAGAAGGAGAUUGCAACGUUGAAGCGCAAGCUAGAUCAGGUAUCACAGUUUGGUUGUGAGGGCUACGCCUUGCUCUUCGAUGACAUUGAAUCGGAGCUGUCCAAGGCCGACAAGGAGGUGUUCCAGACGUUUGCCAAUGCUCAGGUCUCGGUGACCAAUGAGAUUUUCACGCAUUUAGGCAGUCCCAAAUUCCUUUUCUGCCCUACUCAGUAUUGUGCCUCGCGUGCUGUGCCCACUGUUGUGGACUCGGAAUAUCUAAAUACGCUAGGCUCUAAGCUGCACAAUGACAUUGAUAUACUUUGGACAGGCGACAAGGUGAUUUCGAAGAUUAUCACGAUUGAAUCGAUACGGGAGAUAACUGAGAUAUUGCGUCGUCCGCCUGUCAUUUGGGAUAAUCUGCAUGCGAAUGAUUACGACCAAAAACGUGUCUUCCUUGGCCCGUACACGGGUCGUUCGCCGGAACUAAUCCCUUAUUUGCGCGGUGUCAUGACUAAUCCCAAUUGCGAGUUCUAUGGCAAUUUCAUAGCAGUGCAUACAUUAGCCUUCUGGUCGCGCUGCAGCAUGGACUCGAAGAUGAAUAGCUCCCUGAGCGCUGAUAUUAAACUGGAGACUGAAAACGAGGACGAUUUGCCAGUAGAAUGUCUGUCCAAGAACGUAUACCACCCGCGCCUGGCUCUAAAAAACGCCAUCAACGAUUGGCUGCCGGAGUUUUUUGUGGAGAAGGAAGCCUGGGGACCGAUUACUAAGCCGCAGCCGCAGGUAGAGAUGGUUAUGCCCAUAAUACCAAUAAUACCCUCCAUCAAUACCUGCAUGACCCUUACGACGACAACAACUACGUCUACAAAUUCGCGCACAGUACCAGAAGUGAAUACCACACAGCUUCAGGCACUGGCAGAUGUGUGCAGCACUGUUAGUUCCACGCUGACGCCCAUUUCGAAUCCGGUGAUGAACUCUUUGAUGUCGCCAACAAAAGUUGUGACCAAUGAUGAGGUUAUAAAUCACAUACCCACAACCGUGGCAUCCAACAUUGAGCUGCCAAAGAAGAUACCCAUAUCGAUUGUGCCAGCGCCCAUAAUGGAAACUAAGAGCGUUGAGGAGACUAUCAAGUUAACCUGUGAGAUUUUCGAGCCAGCUAAUAAUAUACAGCCUAUAGUAGAUAUCAAUAGAGAUGAAAUAAUUGAGAAGCGGGAGCAGGUUGCCAAUUUGAAUGUGGACACAAUGCUAGAUGAACACAGCUUGAGCCCGGGCAUCAAUGAACCGAUGGAGUGUAGCAGCAGCAUCAACUCGCAAAUUUCGCCGAAGGAGGCCAACAAAUUGGUAGCCGAUGACGUGAUAAUGGAAGAAUCUGCCAAUGAUAUGAAUAGCAUGAACGUAGAAAGUACUUCAUCCUCACCCCAAUCCAGCGCGGAAAUGCAGGAGCCGGGAGAACUGGAAGAUUUAGCAGUCAAAACUGCGGGUCGAAAAAAGAUAACUUUAGAUGAUUUAAACCUGCUCUGUGAUCUAUUCUUUUUACCCUUUGAGCACGGAAGUCGUGGUCUGAAGAUACUCACCGAAUUCCAGUGGCUUAAAGUCAAUGCGAAUGUGUUGCUCCAGGAUCACGUUGUUGGUGCUGAUGCGGAAAAGCCUAUUAAGCCAGAGGUUAGCGAAUGGAUGCAACGUUCCGAACUUUUCGGAAAGAUAUGUGGCGGCGUCCAAGAGCUACUGAUAAAAAUUGCAUACUGUGAGAAUAAGGAAAUCUGCCAUGAUUUGUAUUCGUAUGUGUGGGACAUUUCUGGCGCGCUCUCACUGCUCAAUUGCUAUGUGAAGUGGCUGGCCUUGGGUCAAUUUCCACAGAACAUGGCCACCUACACGGAGGGUAGCUACACAUGGUUUAGCAAAGGCUGGAAGGAGGCAUUCAUGUCUGGUGAUCAGGAGCCUUGGGUAUUUCGUGGUGGCCUAACAGCCGACUUGCAACGGUUAAUGCCCGUUGAUUCCGGAAAUGACCUGUUUGUCUACAAGCUGCCCGAACAUCCAACGGCCAAUUAUUAUCUGCUAAGACCAUAUCAGAGUUCGGAUGAGUCAGACGUCAAUAGGAUUUGCACGCGUACUUAUUUGCAAUGGCACAGUGAGCCGGAUGACGAUGAGAUCUUGAUGCCCGCUCAGUUAGUCGACAUUGUGGCAGAUGUACUGGUGGGCGCACAUUUAACUCUUCAUCCGGAAUUGUGUUUAGUGGCCUAUGACAAGACUGACUCGAUUGUUGGCUAUGCUUGCGCUGCCUUGGAUAUCAAUGUCUUUCAACGAAACACAGAGAUUUGCUGGUUAACAGAGCUGCGUGAGAAGUAUCCCAGAGAUUUGUUGGAUAUUGUAGCCAAUGGUAGCAGCAACAAGUCUCAAAAGCUAAUUGCACGCAUUGUUGAGAGCGUGCAUACCAAGGCGGAUGAGGCUUGUCCAACAGAAGUAUAUGGCUCCUUUCCAGCUCUGAUAAGCACUGCUACACUGCGGGAAGCGGAGCAGCAUGAUAAUGGAAUUACUAAGCGUAUGCUGACCGUGUUGCUAGCUGCGCUCCGCGCCAACGGCUGCUUUGGUGUACAUGUCCGAGUGCCAGAGCAAGACAGAGAGCAAUUGAACUUCUAUACGAAAAUUGGAUUCAUUGAGAUCUACCGUAAUGAUGGCAAGAACAUUUAUUUGGGACGACGCUUUUAGCAGGCAAGACUGAGCAUUCGUGGCUACUUGAACACUGCCUUCACCUCUGCUAAUGCUUCUUCUACAUCUGGUCCAUAUGAUUUCCUAAUUAUCUUUUUAAGAUUGUAUUUAAUUACGUCUGUUUCUAUGUGCAUUAAUCGUUCUUAAUCUAUUUUACUUUUUGUACUCUGGUAAAAGCUCUUUUUAUACAAUCCUAGUAUUUGACCAAUUGGACAGAUCGACCGAUGCGUAUGCCGACUGCUCCAUGCUCUAGCAUUUACUUUA